AUGGAAAAAGGCAGUCGUCGUAAAGUCGCCAGUGCAUGUGACCGAUGUCGCAGACAGAAACUCAAGUGCGAUGUCGAGCAUCCGUGUACUUUAUGUGCACGAGCAAACGUUGAGUGUGUUACACGACCGGAUGACCGAUGGAGGCAUCAUGAGACUUCAAUGAAGCGAGCCGGACCCAAGAAGGAUGGGCCAGUGACCAAACGUCGGAGGCUGGACCACCGACCGGAGAAUCCAACUGUCCCUACCAUAGCCGACCUAAUUUCAGCUGACGAUAUUGUUGACUCAGCCGCAGAAGGGUCCUGGAACUCAAGCUCUACAAUCAGGCUUGUUGAAGAGGCAUUCCAACACCAUGAAGCCGUCUCGCCUGAGCGUCCAGAAACCUCCGCGUUUUCAUCAGUAACAUGGGCUCAAACUUACCCUAAGACAUCCGGCGAUUCUCAUGAAGACGCAGCUUACGGCUCUCUAGGAAGGCUCCUGUCUAAGCAUACUCGAAGCACACACAAGCCACAGAGUCACUGUAGGGUCGGAUCAUCUACUAUUGAGCAAGAACUCUUGUCCUUGUUACCCGACGUAGAGCCUACGACUAUCUUGGUUGACAACUACUUUGACCGGAUCCAUUGGUUCAUGUUACUGUUUUACCAGGACAGUUUCAGAAAGAAACUUCAAGAGCUCUAUAUUCCCAGUCUUCAUCCUAGUGGUCAGAGUACGGAGACAAAUGGCCGUGUUGGGUUCGUCUUUGUGCUCCUGGCUGUCCUGGCAACUAGCUUGCAUCAUAUUAGUGAGGCACAGAAACAACAGUUACAGUCUCACAAUAUUGAACCGCAGACCCUGAAAGAAAGAUUACUAGCAAACCUUAAGCUAAUGUUCUUAGACGUCGUGUCACUAGGCUCUCUAGAGGCGGUACAGUUCUGCGUCUUAUUGGGAAGUUACUAUCUCUACCAUGGGGAACCAGAAAUUGCCUGGCCCAUGUGUGGCUCUGGGCUACGUAUCGCCCAAGCACUCAACCUUCACCGAAAAGCACCGCCCAAUGGCUCUCGAGAUCGCGCUCUCGCCCAACCCAUUGAAGACAGAAAACGGGCAUGGUGGGCAGUGUAUGAGAUAGAAACGUUCUGCUCCAUGCUCUACGGCUUUCCCUUGGGGUUUUCUGACAGCGAUUGCGAUGUUGACGCGCUAGAUCCGUUCGACGAGUAUUCGAGAUCUACGUCAGAGGCCCGACUGAUGAGACAGCCGACGCUGCUGUUCUACAAGUGCUCUAUGUCGGAGUUGUCAGCGAUCGUGAAAUCCAUAUUAAUCGACCUGUACGGAGCUCGGCGUAGCGGUGGCCAGCAAAACUCAUGUGGGCCGAAGAGCCUUAUCAAUAGAGUGGCGACUCUAAAUCAACGACUCUUGGACUGGAGCCGAACUCUCACUCCGGAACUCAGAUUCGACAGCUCUAGAGCUGUUCCAGAUUCUCAUACAGGCAGCUCUAAAGUUUCUGAUCGAGCAUUUGAAGACCAUCUUUUCCGCCUACAAGCACUUGCCCUCAAACUUGCAUACGAAAACGCAAGGAUCUUGAUUCAUAGGCCUCUUCUUUCCUUCAAGAUGGUCUGUUCAUCUUCCACAUCACAAAGGGACACUUCAGGAAGGACUGACCCUUUUCGUCUGGCGAUGCAUGAGUGCCGAGAUGCUGCACUGCAGAUCUCACAAGUCGCUUCAACUCCUUACCUUCGAGAAGCAUCAGAGACAUAUGCCAUAGCAUUUGUGUCUUUGCACCUCUUAACCGCAGGUGUAACUCUUUGUAUCUCGAUAAGCCUUGAUGCUCUGAGCCUCCAGUCGUUUGAGUCCAAGCUUGGCAUGAGGCAACUAAUGCAGGUACAGGCCAUGCUCAAGGACAAGUCUAUUGUUGCCUCUCAGGGUCUUGACAUCAUGAGAAAGCUAAUGUCUCUGGUGAUGGCUAAAGAAACCGAUGCCAUGUUUGAGACCGAGCCGCCAACCAUGAGAAUUGAGCCAACAAGAACAAGUAUACCCGGCAGUGUGAUUCGGGACGAGGAGCGGAUAAUUGAUUCUAGAGAAGAAGAUCCUGAACAAAGUCCAGCCGGCACUCACACAGGCAUGCUUACAAACAUUAAUUUGGAUCCCCAAACACUGGGUAUUGCGAACAGUAUUACAGCAGAGGCAAACAAUAUGACCUAUGAAGGUCAAAGUGUCGACUUUUGUGAGAACAGCCUCUUGAAUGACGCUCUCUUGGAAUAUGAGCAAGUAACAAAUUUUCCAUUUACCGAAGACACUAUGAGUGAUCAAGAUACUGCUGGCAUAGGCUUUGGACAGAAUCAAGGUUGGAUAUGGGGUUGGAGUUUUGGUGAAGGGAUUUAG
Messenger RNA from Fusarium sp. VM40, 2352 nucleotides. The record is from the annotation of a GenBank genome assembly. NCBI's taxonomy places the organism in Eukaryota, Fungi, Ascomycota, Sordariomycetes, Hypocreales, Nectriaceae.